AGCCCUCCUCAUCGGGGCUGAUACACGGCCAUGAGCCUCCACUGACGAAAACCACAAAAAGCUUCAAAAAAGCUACAACGGGAAAAAGAGAGCAUUGUCCCGCAGUCAGCAGGCCACCAGCUCGUCAGCCCCGGGCACCUGGCCUUCUGCGAGCAUGCGGGCGCUGCAGGCCAGGCUUCUGCUUCUCCUGCUCCUGUCCGCGCCUCUGACCCAGCCGGCACCUCCAGCUCAGCAGGACCCACGCAUCACCUAUCACUAUGGGACAGAUUAUUCUGAAGAAACCUUGUUUAGUCAAGAUUCUGAGGACAAAUAUCUGGAUGGAAAAAAUACUAAGGAAAAAGAAACUACAAUACUACACAAUGAGAAAAGUGUUCAGUUACCAAGAGACGAGAGUGUAACACUACCACCCCCCAAAAAAGAAAGUGACGAAAUGCCCACGUGCCUGCUGUGUGUGUGUCUAAGUGGCUCCGUGUACUGUGAAGAGGUCGACAUUGAUGCUGUGCCGCCCCUGCCAAAGGAGUCAUCCUAUCUCUACGCACGAUUCAACAAGAUUAAAAAGCUGACGGCCAAAGAUUUUGCAGAUAUACCUAACUUAAGAAGACUUGAUUUUACGGGAAAUUUGAUUGAAGAUAUAGAAGACGGUACUUUUUCAAAACUUUCUCUGUUAGAAGAACUUACACUCGCUGAAAAUCAACUCCUGAAACUUCCAGUUCUUCCUCCCAAGCUUACUUUAUUUAAUGCAAAAUACAACAAAAUCAAGAGUAGAGGAAUCAAAGCAAAUACAUUCAAAAGACUGAACAACCUCUCCUUCCUGUACUUGGACCACAACGCCCUGGAAUCUGUGCCUCUUAAUUUACCAGAAAGCCUACGUGUAAUUCAUCUUCAGUUUAACAACAUAACUUCAAUCACAGAUGAUACAUUCUGCAAGGCUAACGACACCCGGUACAUUCGGGACCGUAUUGAAGAGAUUCGCCUGGAGGGCAACCCCAUCAUCCUGGGGAAGCAUCCCAACAGCUUUAUCUGCUUGAAAAGAUUGCCUGUAGGGUCAUACUUCUAGCCACUAUCAGAGCAGCGUAUGAGCAAAAGUGCACACAUGCACACAAUCUGUCUCCACAUGCCUAAAGGAGCAUAAAUAUUUAACACUAACUUCGUGUCCCACGAUGAAGGAAUUUUAUGUUGUAAACAAAGAUGUUCACAAAUCUUACACCUAAUAAGCAAAAUGUAAAACUGAAUCCUCAAGUUCAAAACAAAGUCAUGGGAAAAUGUUUAGGCAGCAUUACAAAAUCUUUAGUUUACACCAUGGUGCCAUUUAAAAGGUAUCUUUUUAGAACAAUACCCCAAUUUAAAAGCACUAUUUCCAUACUAAUGAUGGGAAAGGAUAAGUCCAAGAGACGUUUUCUACUGCUGGUCUUCCCCGGCCUGUACCGGACCCUCCAGCACUUACAGAAGAUGCUCCCAAAACUUUGAAAAGCUGCUAGUUAUCUCCCAUUUUUCUUUUAUGAUUCAUACAUUUAUCAUUAUGAAGUAGGAAUUUGUUCUUUCUAUUAAGACAGUUAUUAUAUGUUUACUUAGCCUGAGAAAAAGCGUACAACCUCAUAUCUAGGCAAAACUUUCCAAAUAAAGCAUAAUUUCACUCUCUGAUAAUGACCUAAUAGAGUAACAUUCAAAGUUAUUUUGCUUUGUGGUUGCAAAGUUAAAGGCUUUAGUAAAAUAGUACAAACUUUUCUUUUCUCUAAAUAUUAAAAUUCUAAGUCUACCAUAAAACAUUUGAAGGAGUCAAGCAGACCGAAAUCAGUAUACUCAUAAAAAACUGGUCUGUCCCAUCUCUCAGAAAAUACCUAUAAAGUCCUCCAUUGUAAAGGCUUUCAAAUAUGAUAGAUAUGGCGAAAUAUUUUCUUUUUACCACCAUAGGAAUGAGAAUCUCAUCAAUAAAUCUGUCCAAAUGUAGGACAUGAAAACAGUGAAUUGAGUGCUAUUACUGACACUAGCUUCCCCCCAACCCGUAUGCAUCACACUCAGGCCGACUGCCCAUCCAAUCACAGGGAAGCUUCUGAGUGACAUUUCCUACAAACCUAUGAUUAACUGAACAGUGUGAGUCCAUUAACAGUGAUGACUUAGGAGGAAACAAUGCUGCCACAUUAAAGAUCCUAAAAUAACUUUUCUCUUGCCCAAAGCCCACUCAGAAGUCUUAGCCUCCAUAUCGCAUUGAUAUUACAUCCAAAAUGAUCAAUCCUUUAGACACACGAGUCUGAACUGUUCAUAUGAAAAUGUCUAAUGCUGUCUCCAACAUAAAUAAUGCAUUAGAAUCAAGUUGUCUCCACACACCAGUCCCCGAAAUAGUUAUUCAUAUUUUUAAGCAUUUGCUUCUGUUUCUUCCUACACAGAAUGAGCUCCAUUUUUUCAAUUUUUCCCCCAUUUUGUCAAAGUUGACCCCAAGAUAAGUUUUAAUUAGAACAUCUGUGAUCUCUUAAGGCCACAACAAUUAGUUCUACACCACUUACUAACUCACUUGCUUAUUUUAUUUUGGUAACUGGUAAUCAUAACAAUAUAUUGUAUUCUCAUUAUUUUGUGUGCAUGCCUCAUUUCUCUGUGACCGAAAGUUCAUGGAAUUCAUCCAAUAUUCCCUUUAUAUCUUCAAAGUGCUUACCCUAAUAUUGAGCACAUCUGAACUGAAUAUACAAUGAAAAGUACAAAAUAAAAUUUAUUUGAACAGA
Suricata suricatta (meerkat) is the source of this 2714-nucleotide messenger RNA. RefSeq names its product osteoglycin (gene OGN). Gene Ontology annotation, molecular function: protein binding. Lineage: Eukaryota; Metazoa; Chordata; Mammalia; Carnivora; Herpestidae. The record is from RefSeq and is a predicted model, not a curated record. The transcript has 7 exons. Bases 155 to 1057 code for a protein of 300 amino acids.